Messenger RNA from Cinclus cinclus, 1629 nucleotides. RefSeq names its product transmembrane protein 26 (gene TMEM26). Lineage: Eukaryota; Metazoa; Chordata; Aves; Passeriformes; Cinclidae. The record is from RefSeq and is a predicted model, not a curated record. The transcript is spliced from 6 exons. The coding region runs from base 538 to 1629 and encodes 363 amino acids.
AUUUUAAAAGCUCCCAGAUAUGAAUUCUCUUUCACGGGGAGCAGAAAAAGGGGUUUGAUUCGCGCUCUCAGAAAUGCAGUGGAACUUUCAGCAAAAAAUGAUUCGAAUUAAUAACGUGCCUUACAUUGUGUCUUUGCUGGAAAGGCACGAGGCGAGAGCAGCAAGUGGGGCUGCAGUAACUGGGCGAGAGGGAAAAUCUGGCCGUGCUUGGUCCUUGAGCCGAUGGUAGAGGGGACAGAAACAAGGCUCCCCACCCGGCCAGGGCUGCUCCGAGCCUGCAAACCACUGAAGCAGAGAAGCCUGUUUUUCUUUUUUCUUUUUUUUUUCCUUGCAAAAAGUUUUCAGGAAGUCUGGGGGAGGGGCGAUGCUGUUUCUUUUUUUUUUUUUUUUUUUUUUGUUAUAAUGAGCCCCUUUGUGGAGAUGGAGGAGGAGAAGAGAUCUGUGUGCCGGCCAGGCGCACGCUUCCCGGUGACUCCCAAGGUAACUUGCCAGGGCUCUUAAAAGCCACGGGCCCCCGAAGGCAGGGGGUGCUGCAGCAUGGAGCUGAUGGUGCUGCUCAAUGCCCUGGUCACUCGGCUGCUCUUCGUGUUGCACUCACUCAUCGGGGUCUGGAGAGUGACUGCCGUGAAGAAGGAACCCAAGUACUGGCUGCUGGCACUGCUCAAUCUUCUCCUGUGCCUGGAGACAGGGCUCACCCUCAAGUUUAAGCAAGGCAGAGGCUACAAAUGGUUUUCACCAGCAAUAUUUUUAUAUCUGAUUUGCAUAGUACCAUCACUAUGGCUACUAGAAAUUCAUCAUGGGACUCAGUACUGUGGCAAUGAGCCUGGGGCAGUUCAGGUGAAUGUCAGCAAUCAAGACUUCAAUCAAUCCAGAGAGAGCAGUCAUGAAAGUGAGGGAACAGAUCACCACAUCAUUCAAACGGCUAAAGUCUUUGUCAAUCAGCUCUCCACAAUUUGUGAGACUGUAUGGACACUGGCCCUCCACCAGACUUUUCUACUGCUGCUUGUAGUUGGGAGAUGGCUUCUCCCCAUUGGAGUUGAAAUCACACGGGAUCAAUUGUCUCAGCUGCUUCUCAUGUUCGUGGGAACAGCAGCAGAUAUACUUGAAUUUGCUAGUGAAACCUUGGACAUUGAGGAUGUUCGGAAGAAUUACGCUCUCAUAAAUGCAAUUCUUGCUGUAUGGACCUGGAGCAUGUUACAAUUUCCACUUGAUCUUGCAGUACAGCAUAUUGGCUGCAAACCAAGCACAUCGGCCAGGCGGAUCCCCAGCCUGCUGCUGUGCAGGUAUAGUGCGGAACUCUGGAACAUCGGUGUCAGCCUUUUCAUACAGGACGGCCCCUUCUUCAUUGUGCGUUCAAUUCUGAUGGGCCACUUCAGAAUAUUCAAUCAGAUGCUGGUAUUUUUUACAGCUAAGAAUAUCUUAGUUGUGACUCUACAGUUGUAUCGGCUGGCAGUGAUAACGUUAGACUUCCGUGCUACCGUUCUGCAGAAGAGCAGGAAAGGAGAAGUCUGCUGCUGCCCAUGUGAGCCUUAUGAAGCUCAUGCUACCGGUCACCAAGAGAACGAAAUGAAAGAGUUUGUUGCUUUUCCUCCAAAAGAGGAACCCCAAGCUCCAUCAGAAGAUCACUGA